AUUUCAAUUUUCCAUGUUAAAUCUCAUCAUGGGUAAAGUGAUUUACUUUAUCGGUUUAUCCCAAAGAUGCAGUCAUCUCGAAAAGGCAAUGGCUUUCUUCACUUGGCUCUCUCGUGCCCGAUCGUCUUGUAAACCCAGCAAAUUCUUUCAAAACUCCUUCGUUCAGUCCAAUCACACUGCUCGAUCUCAAUUUCAAUCUCAAUCACACAUUCUAGAGAACACCAUCAUAGUCAACUCGAACAACAGCAACAAACAAUCAUGGAGGACUUCUUUGCUUCCGAUUGUUCUCGCCGUCUCCGGCGGCUCACUUGCACUCCAGUUACAGAAAAACCCAUCACUAUGCGAUUCCCCUAAUCUCCAGGAAAGAAGUGGGCGUAUUGGGGUCAAAGAUAGCACGGAGCGUGUUGUGAAGGGCUCGUAUAAGCCAGUCCCACCCGAGCUCAUCACUGAACUCAAGGCCAUAUGUCAAGAUAACAUGACAUUGGAUUAUGACGAAAGAUAUUUCCAUGGGAAACCACAAUACAGCUUUCACAAGGCAGUCAAUAUCCCGGAUGUUGUUGUGUUUCCAAGGUCUGAAGAUGAAGUGUCUAAGAUUGUCCGAUCUUGUAACAAACAUAAGGUCCCUAUUGUACCUUAUGGUGGAGCUACAUCAAUCGAGGGUCACACUUUAUCUCCUAAUGGAGGUGUCUGCAUUGACAUGACCUUAAUGAAAAAUGUUAAAGCAUUACAUGUUGAAGACAUGGAUGUUGUUGUUGAACCUGGGAUUGGAUGGAUGGAGCUUAAUGAAUACUUAGCACCUUAUGGUCUAUUCUUCCCUCUUGACCCUGGACCUGGAGCAACCAUUGGAGGGAUGUGUGGGACACGUUGUUCUGGUUCUUUAGCUGUUAGAUAUGGAACCAUGCGUGACAAUGUCAUCAAUCUAAAGGCUGUCUUAGCUGAUGGAGAAGUUGUUAAAACAGCAUCUCGUGCUCGAAAAAGUGCUGCUGGAUAUGAUCUUACACGGCUGAUGAUUGGAAGUGAAGGCACGUUGGGUGUGAUAACAGAAGUUACAUUGCGUCUACAAAAAAUUCCAGAACAUUCAAUUGUGGCAAUGUGCAAUUUUCCUACAGUCAAAGAUGCAGCUGAUGUGGCAAUAGCAGCUAUGUUAUCUGGCAUACAAGUGUCAAGGGUGGAGCUGUUAGAUGAGGUUCAAGUGAAGGCUGUUAAUCUUGCUAAUGGAAAAGACUUACCUGAAUUUCCAACUUUGAUGUUUGAAUUUAUCGGCACAGAAGCAUAUACACGUGAACAGACACUUAUAGUUCAAAAGAUUGUAUCGGAGCAUCGUGGGUCCGACUUUGUUUUUGCAGAAGACCCACAAGCUAAAAAGGAACUUUGGAAGAUAAGGAAAGAAGCUCUGUAUGCCUGCUUUGCAAUGGCACCUGGUUUUGAAGCAAUGACAACAGAUGUAUGUGUUCCCUUAUCACAUCUUGCUGAAAUAAUUUCUAAAUCUAAAGAAGUUCUAGAUGCUUCAUCACUGCUGUGCACGGUGAUUGCUCAUGCUGGAGAUGGUAACUUUCACACAGUGAUUUUAUUUGAUCCAGCAGACGAUGAACAACGUAAGGAGGCUGAAAGAUUGAAUAAUUUUAUGGUUCAUGCUGCUUUAUCAAUGGAAGGUACAUGUACUGGAGAACAUGGCGUGGGUACUGGGAAAAUGAAGUAUCUUGAGAAAGAACUUGGAACAGAGAAUUUGAGGACGAUGAAAAAGAUAAAGGCUGCUUUGGAUCCUAAUGGCAUUAUGAAUCCAGGAAAGCUUAUUCCACCUCAUAUUUGCUUUGCCGACCCCCUACGGGCCCUUGAUUUCCGCGUGAAAAAUCGUUCAAGGGUCCAGUUGUCGAAUCUUCGAUCGCCUGCGGCGACUGUAGUCAAAUGGUGUGAUUGUGGAUCUGAUUGUUGUUCUGCAAAACUUGACAAUAUUGGGCCAUGGAUACGCACUACUAAAAGAAAAGUUGAUGAGAUAGAUGACAAUAAAUUCAUCAUACCCGGUCUUUCAAUUCCACAAGUGGCUCGUGUUGACAUUGGAAAUGAAUGUGCUGCUCUUCGAGAGAUGGUUAGUAACCAACAACAAACAAUUCAAGAUUUGUCAGAUGAACUGGAUGAGGAAAGAAACGCAGCUUCCUCAGCUGCUAAUGAGGCCAUGUCAAUGAUCUUGAGGUUACAGAGUGAAAAAGCUGAAAUCCAAAUGGAAGCCCGCCAAUUCAAACGCUUUUCAGAGGAGAAGAUGGCUCAUGAUCAAGAAGAGCUCAUGGCAAUGGAGGAUUACUUGUAUGAAAAAGAACAGACCAUACAAGCUUUGACUUGUGAGGUCCAUGCAUAUAAACACAGGAUGCUGAGUUUGGGUCUCACAGAAUCUGAAAUAGAAGGGGACAACAAUGGUUUACCACUCAUUAAUGGCAGUGAAGCAAACUUAGAGAACCAAUUUGAGUAUAAUUACCCUCCUCUAAAAUGCAGUGUGAAUGAACAUCAUGGUGAAACAGAAGUUGAGAAUGAAACAGCUGAUAUAGAAGAAAGGAUUGAUGAAUUGGAGAGAAGUCCUAAGCAUAGUCCAGUACGCGAGAUAUAUACUGUUGACACUAUUCGUAAUGAUGCAUCUUUUGAUUAUGAUCCGAAGGCUAAUCUUGCUACAUAUGAUGAUCUUAAUGUUUCUAGAAAUGAGUCAUCAUAUGGUGGUAUUGGGGAUACAGAUGUUAAGAAGUUGUAUGCAAGGCUUCAUUCACUUGAGGCAGAUAGAGAAUCCAUGAAGCAGGCACUCAUAUCCAUGAGGACUGAUAAAGCACAAUUGGUAUUGUUGAAAGAAAUUGCUCAACAUUUGUAUAAAGACAUGGCACCACCACCAAGCAGGAUGCCUGUUAAGAAGCCAUCCAUAUUUAGGAAAUUUUCCUUUAUCAUGCUGUUCAAGUGGAUUGCAUCAUUUCUUUUUUGGAGGAGAGCACAUCGAAGCAAAUACAUGUUUGGUAUGUCAGCGAACAAUGUGGGAUUGCGAAUGGUGAUAGACAAAGGACCUCAGAUAGGGCAAUGGAGGUGUCUUUCAAGAACGCGGUUCUUGAAAUAUUGAUCUCUAGUUUGGAGUUUAAACCUGGUUUGAACAUCUACAUCACACUUUGAUUUUUAGUUUUUUUUCUUAGAAAAAAUUCCGAUUAUUUUCUUCUUAUGGUAUUUCUUGGUGAAGUGGGUUUGCAUAUGAUUUGUUGAGAAUUGGAGUGGUUUACAUGUUGCUUAGUGUUGUGGAUACAUAUGUAGUGGUAGGAGAUUGCUGGCUUGUAAGAUUGCAAUGUUUGAUGCAUGAAUAUAAUGUGGAAAUUAGAUUGUGUUUGUUCAAUUGGAUCCUUGGAAAUGUAAAAGAGG
Messenger RNA from Lactuca virosa, 3381 nucleotides. The record is from the annotation of a GenBank genome assembly. Lineage: Eukaryota; Viridiplantae; Streptophyta; Magnoliopsida; Asterales; Asteraceae.